Molecule: messenger RNA, 831 nt
Organism: Hydra vulgaris (swiftwater hydra)
Lineage: Eukaryota; Metazoa; Cnidaria; Hydrozoa; Anthoathecata; Hydridae
Source: RefSeq, a predicted model, not a curated record
AUGCUAAAUUCACAACUGCUUUCACUUUGCGAAACACGAUGGGUAGGAAGACAUGAUGCUUUUCUAGCGUUUAGUGUUGAACUUUCACAAAUAAUUGAUGCACUGGACAAUAUAUCUAAAUGGAAUGACAGAACAUCUUCAAUAAAAGCAAGAAUUUUAUUAUUAUCAGUUAGAGAAAGUGAUUUUAUUGUAUCUUUAGGCUGUGCAGUACAUGAAAUUUUUAGAGCCGCAGAAAAAACAUUUAUUGAAAAAAAUGGUAGUUUUAACUGCAAAAGAAUAGUACAACGACAGACAUGUCGUGAAAAUAUACCUUCAGAUUCAAUUGAAGAGUAUUACAGGCGAUCAAUUUCCAUUCCUCUUUUUGACGCGUUGAUAUUGGACAUAAGUGCACUUAUUGUUAAAACUCUUUCUGCAUUCAGUAAUGUCUAUGGCUUCAUUCUUGGACUUAGUAUCGAAAAUUUACCUGCACCUGAAUUUACAUCGGAAGUUGAACUACAGCAGUGCAAAUGUAUAAGUAUGAAAGAUGAGGAAGGAAUCACAUCACUACCUACUGAUCUUUCUGUUGUUUUUGAUUUGUGUGACCAGGUGCAAUAUCCAAUCACUCAUAAGUUGUUUAAAAUUAUCAAGACAUGUCCUGUAAGUGUUGCCAGUGCUGAGCGUAGCUUCUCAACCUUGCGAAGAAUUAAGAAUUUGCUGAGAACACAAAUGACAGAAAACAGACUAGUCGGAUUAGUUUUACUUAAUGUGCACAGAGAAAUUCCUGUAAAUGUUGAAAAAGUGAUUGACCGUUUUGUGAAUUCGGGAAAUCGUAAAUUAGAAUUUGUAAUAUGA